AUGACAGAUGCUGAGGAUCUCCUAAUCUGCAAAACGUGCGCGACGCAAUUUGACGCGCCAGCCUCGAACCCGCUGCCCAAUUGCAGGAUAUGUGACGACCCACGUCAGUAUGUGCCUUCAAGCGGCCAGCAAUGGUCGAGUUUAAGGGAGCUACGCGGCAAGUACGAAAACAAGUGGAAAGAAGACCCGGACUUGAAGGGUGUGUGGUCAAUCUGGACUGAGCCAAAGUUCGGCAUAGGCCAAAGAGCCUUCCUCAUCGAAACACCAGAGGGUAACGUUCUCUGGGACCUCAUCGCCUUCCUCGACCAGCCCACCAUUGAUUUCAUCAACUCCAAAGGCGGCCUCAAAGCCAUCGUAAUCUCGCACCCCCACUACUACACCACACACCCAGAAUGGGCCCGUACCUUCAACUGCCCUGUCUACAUCUCCGCCGAGGAUGAAGAAUGGGUCAACCGCGCCGCCUCCGCCACUGCGCCUCGCCGCCUCAUCACUGAGCCCACGCUCGACGUCGUUCCUGGUGUCACGGCCAUCAAGACCGGUGGACACUUUCCUGGCAGCCUGGUCCUGCUCUGGAAGAAAGAGCUCUUCAUCGCGGACUCGAUCGUCACGGUGCCGUCUGGCCUUUACUUCAAGGACCGUCCUCCUGGCACCACGAGUUAUACGUUCAUGUGGUCCAUUCCCAACAUGAUUCCGCUGCCGCCAUCCGAGGUGAUGAAGAUGUGGAAGGCGAUCGCGCCCUACGAGUUCGAAGCCACGCAUGGCGCUUUCCUGGGCAUGGAUGUCCGCCGUCCGGAUGCCAAAAAGGCGGUCUUGGAGAGUAUGAAGAUCCAGGUCAAGUUUGAAGGGCACGAGAACCACGCGAUUCUGAACGAGACUUGCGCAUGA
Aplosporella prunicola CBS 121167 is the source of this 885-nucleotide messenger RNA. RefSeq lists its product as uncharacterized. The record is from RefSeq and is a predicted model, not a curated record. Bases 1 to 885 code for a protein of 294 amino acids. The transcript has 5 exons. NCBI's taxonomy places the organism in Eukaryota, Fungi, Ascomycota, Dothideomycetes, Botryosphaeriales, Aplosporellaceae.